ACACCACACAAAACCACUGAUGCUCUUCCUCUGAUGUUUAACUUCCUCUUACUUGUGUUACUGACAGCAGCACAUUUAUUUCACUUCACACAGAGUACAGAGCUGCAGCCUGUCAGUCACGUCCACACAGAGACGCAGUCAUUUCAUGUUUUAGCGACUCUUUUAUAGAUUAGAGAUGUUUCGGCGUUCUUCUGAGCAAGAGGAUAUGGUAGUAGUUAUCUAUGAGAUUGUAGACAAUGUUGAAGGUCACGACCCCGACACACAGGAUGAAGACGCUGACGCGGUGAGACGCCUAGAAGUACAACACACAGGAGGAGACACUGCAUGGAGCAGGUGUUACAGAGUGACUGCAGUGUGUGUGGUGCUGCUGUGUGUUCUCCUCCUGACUGCCGUCACGGUGCUGUGGAUCAAAUUCACCAUCCUGAAUACAGAAAAUAACCAGUUAAAGACCAGUUACAACACCCUGACUAUAGAGAGAGACCAGUUACAGGCCAGUUACAACAACCUGACUAUAGAGAGACACCAGUUACAGGCCAGUGACAACACCCUGACUAAAGAGAGAGACCAAUUAAAGAGGGAGAGAGGUGGAUACUGGAGUACACUUGAUCCGUGUUAUAAAGGGGGGUAUUUCAACUUCGACUCCAGUUUUUACUACAUGUCUAAUGAGGAGAAGAACUGGGAGGAGAGCAGACAGGACUGCAGGGAGAAAGGAGCAGACCUGGUGAUCAUAAACAGCAAGGAGGAACAGGUGGUCAUCGGUAAUCAGCUGGGCAGCAGUCGGGCUUGGAUUGGUCUGAGUGACGGAGCUGUAGAGGGAGACUGGAAAUGGGUGGACGGUACAUCACUGACCACUGCGUACUGGGCUAAAGAGGAACCGAAUGAUGACGGUGAUGAGGACUGUGCUGAGAUGAUCAAUUCUCCAAAUCGGAAAUUAUGGAAUGACAAUAAAUGCUCUCAUGAAGCACUCUGGAUCUGUGAGAAACGUGUUGCUCAGUUCUUUUAUAGAUUACAGAUGUUUCAUCGUUCUUCUGACCGAGUGGAGAUGGUGGUGGAGAUCUAUGAGAGUACAGACACUGUUAGAGGUCACGACCCCGACACAGAGAAGGAAGGCGGUGACACAAAGAAAGCCCCAGACACAGAUCCGAACAGAGGAGGAGACACUGCAUGGAGCAGGUGUUACAGAGUGACUGCAGUGUGUGUGGUGCUGCUGUGUGUUCUCCUGCUGACUGCCGUCACGGUGCUGUGGAUCAAAUUCACCAUUCUGAAUACAGAAAACAACCGUUUACAGACCAGUUACAACACCCUGACUAUAGAGAGAGACCAGUUACAGGCCAGUUACAACAACCUGACUGAAGAGAGAGACCAGUUACAGACCAGUUUCAACAACCUGACUAUAGAGAGAGACCAGUUACAGAGGGAGAGAGAUGGAUACCGGAGUACACUUGAUCUGUGUUAUAAAGGGAGGUGUUUCAACUUCGACUCCAGUUUUUACUACAUGUCUAAUGAGGAGAAGAACUGGGAGGAGAGCAGACAGGACUGCAGGAACAAAGGAGCAGACCUGGUGAUCAUAAACAGCAAGGAGGAACAGGAGUUCAUUGGUAAACAGCUGGGCAGCAGUCGGGCUUGGAUUGGUCUGAGUGACAGAGCUGAAGAGGGAAAGUGGAAAUGGGAGGACGGUACACCACUGACCACUGCGUUCUGGGCUACAGGGGAACCGAAUAAUACAGAUGAUGAGGACUGUGCUGAGAUUUUCAGUUCAAAUGGGAACUUCUGGAAUGACCAGAAAUGUUCUAAUAAUAAACACUGGAUCUGUGAGAGACGUGUUUCUCAGUGACGUGUAUCAUUUAAUAAUCAAAAACACAUGCACAAAUUGAACCAAAUAUAUAUAUAUAUA
Messenger RNA from Ictalurus punctatus (channel catfish), 1894 nucleotides. RefSeq lists its product as uncharacterized. The record is from RefSeq and is a predicted model, not a curated record. The coding region runs from base 176 to 1834 and encodes 552 amino acids. NCBI's taxonomy places the organism in Eukaryota, Metazoa, Chordata, Actinopteri, Siluriformes, Ictaluridae. The transcript has 10 exons.